This is a messenger RNA of Tetranychus urticae (two-spotted spider mite), 1185 nucleotides long. The record is from RefSeq and is a predicted model, not a curated record. NCBI's taxonomy places the organism in Eukaryota, Metazoa, Arthropoda, Arachnida, Trombidiformes, Tetranychidae.
UGCUGACGAGAAGAUUUGAUUAAACUUACUCUGCUGUCAUCGAUGUGAACUAAAGGAAUCAAUGCCAAAUGAAUUUAAAAACACUACAAACCUCUCAAAAGUCGUACUCACUUAUUGGUUUUGGACCGGCCCGACAGUGUCCGCACCAGCUUCUGGUUAACGCUGGUUACACAAAGGUUAAGAGCGGUCCAGCCAUCUAGAGGAAUCACUAUUGUACUAAGGAUUUAUUCGUUAAAAUUGAAUUUUAAGCCGAGUUAAACGUCAACUCCGCUGCAUGUUUGUUUCUCACAAUCUUUGAGAGGUUUUAGUGUAAGUGUUUCACAGUUGAAUCUUUUACUCUUUUCUCGAAAAUCACCAGAUUCUAGGAAAAGCUUAUUUUUGCUUAUUUUUUGUUUUACAAUGUUGAUCAACGAACUUGCCGAUGAUUGUUUACUCACCAUUUUUGAAUAUGUGAAUGACUUGGAUGAUUUAAUAAACUGCUACAAAGUGUGUGUUGGAUGGAGCUAUUUAAUUGCUAAGCGAGCUAGAAAAGUUAAAUAUUUGUUGGAGGAUCCUCAUCAAACAGCUGAUAUUAAUCGUUGGCCCGAUCACAGUGCUGAUUAUUCAGAUAUACAAUAUCUAUUUGAUUGUGUUUAUUAUCAAGGAAAAGAUAAGAUUGAUGUUGUCUGUUUGAACAAGUUAUUUCCAAAUUUGAAAAUUUUUGAAUUAACAGAUAGAUUUCAAAAUAAAGUAAGCAGAAUGGAUAUCGUUUCAUUUGUCAGAAAUCAUGCUUCUUUGAAAGGGAUAAUUGAUUUAGAUUCAAAAAAUCCAUUGGAAGAAUAUUGUGAUAAACUCGAAAUGCUAUCUUGCUGGUCAUUUGAGUCGAGCAAAAUACCAAAUGGUUCCAGGAUAAAACAAUUGUUCAUUGAAUCUGAUGAUUCUCUUGAGGAUGUCAAAAGAUAUGCACAUGAUUUUCCUAAUCUUGAAAAAUUACAAACGUCUGUUAAUAAGAAUGGUAAUUAUGUGAUACAAUACUUUUUCGUGAAAAGUGCUUGCUAAUAAAAAUUUUAGGUAAGGCUGUAGAAGUAACCGUAGGCUCACUUCUCCUCUCAUUAGCCGCAUCUAGUUUCGGCUCAAGCCGAGCGGCUAAUUAAAAAAACUUAAUAUUUAAGGGUUAAAUUUAACAAUUAACUUUGUUAUUACCUU